AUGGUUCCCAUUUUCAUUAAAAAGAAUGGUAUCGCACCAUACGAGAAUCUUGUACAUCAUACUAAAUUAAAUAUAUCCUUUGAUGAUGGCGGUUCUGAAUUAAUAUGCAGGCCAUGUUCUGAAGAGCUAGAAAUUCUAGUGAAGUUUUUGAAUAAAUGUUUUAGAGCAAAUGAACUGUUUGCAACUUGUAAGCAAAACAGCAUAGGUCCAACAAAAAGUGACAAAGAUGCAUCAAAAAGUGAUACAGAUAGUAACAAAUUAAUCAUAAAUGAGGAUUCAAUACCGAGUGAAAAUGAACAUGUUCCAAAUAUGUCAAUACAGACCAAUAGUACUAAGAAAAAGAUGUAUACUUGUCAGUGUUGUCAUAAAGCUUUCACAAGGCAUGGGAAUUUAAAAUUACAUCUUAACAGACAUAAUGGGGAGCGGGAACACCAUUGCAUUAAGUGUGGGGCAGGUGUGUUAACUCGCGCGCUGGCCAGACAACACUGUGCCCCGAGAGUGCGCCGCCCGUGCCCCACACCCGGUUGCGCCAUGACAUUUCUAUCUCCAUACAGCUUGAAAGUACAUAUUAGGAAACAUAAUGGCGAAAUGCCUUUCGAGUGCGCAGAUUGUCACAAAAAAUUUCGAUGCAAAAAUACUUUACGCGACCACACGAAAAUACAUUCAGGCGUCAAAAGCUACAUAUGCCCCAUAUGCGGGAAACAGUUUGCGACAAACAAGCUGUCCACACACAUGCGCACGCACGCGCCCAACGCGCACGCCUGCGCCGCCUGCGCGCGGGACUUCCCCUCGGCGCGCGCGCUCGCGCUGCACGCCGCCACGCACGCGCCGCGCGCGCGCGCUCAUGCCUGUCACGUGUGCACCGCUACAUACAAUCAUAGACAGUCGCUGAAUAAACAUAUCAGGAAGAUGCACAGUGAGACUACAACACAACUCGAUUCAGCUGACCAGCCUACGACGCUC
Messenger RNA from Brenthis ino (lesser marbled fritillary), 963 nucleotides. Lineage: Eukaryota; Metazoa; Arthropoda; Insecta; Lepidoptera; Nymphalidae. The record is from the annotation of a GenBank genome assembly.